Marasmius oreades (fairy-ring Marasmius) is the source of this 162-nucleotide messenger RNA. RefSeq lists its product as uncharacterized. Bases 1 to 162 code for a protein of 53 amino acids. The transcript has a single exon. NCBI's taxonomy places the organism in Eukaryota, Fungi, Basidiomycota, Agaricomycetes, Agaricales, Marasmiaceae. The record is from RefSeq and is a predicted model, not a curated record.
AUGGGUGUGGGUGGUAAGGGUCGAACGGGUCGCGAAGUGGGAGUUCUGGCCGGGGCAGAGCAUGGAGGGGAGGGUAAAGGUCGACUGGUGUCUGGUAGAGGUCGACUAGUGUCUGGUACUGUUAAUGUGAUUGACCCUUCGCUUUGGGCACGUGCUGCAUGA